CAAAAGGAAGAGAGCGGAGAAAAGGAAAAAAAAAUCUUGGAUUGUUUUAGGAAUGAACGCUGAGACUUGUGUUUCAUACUGUGACAUGACGGUCAUGGAUUCCUAUUAUAGCAAUUCCGCACAGCAAAGUAGAGAUCAGCACCAAACGAACCCGUUUAGGACAUUUCAAGCAAAUGACACCAAGUACAGCCCCACUUUCCUGACCAACAAAGGUCAGGCUUAUGGGGAAAAGUCGCGGAGUCCUUUCCAACAGGAAUGCCAGCCAUUGGAUGCCAGUUCUGGGGAAGGUACUUUUAACAAAUACCACCUCUACAUGCAGAGGACUUCAUCCAAAACUCCUCCAGAAGGAAACAAACACCACCAGGAAAGCAACCACAACGGAGCGCUCGUUUGUUAUAGCAAAGACUCCUCUGGAUUGACCGACUCCGAGUUACCCCCCAGCUCUGAACCAGCAGGAAUGGACAGCAGCUACCUCACCGUGAAGGAGACAGGGGUCAAAGGGCCUCAAGACCGAACAGGAUCUGACCUGGCCAGCCCACUGGACAAGGGCGAAGGCGACAGUAACAAAGGCAAAAAGAGGAGAAAUCGAACCACUUUCACCAGCUACCAGCUAGAAGAGCUCGAGAAAGUCUUCCAGAAGACUCAUUAUCCUGAUGUCUAUGCCAGGGAACAGCUGGCACUCCGAACAGACUUGACGGAGGCUCGGGUGCAGGUGUGGUUUCAAAACCGAAGAGCAAAGUGGAGGAAGAGAGAGCGAUUCGGGCAGAUGCAGCAGGUCCGCACCCACUUCUCAGCCGCCUAUGAGCUCCCCCUACUGACCCGCGCAGAGAACUACGCUCAGAUUCAGAACCCGUCAUGGAUCACCGGCAGCAAUGCGGCAUCUCCAGUGCCAGGGUGUGUGGUCCCCUGUGAAACGGUCACCUCCUGCAUGACCCCACACCCUCACACGAGCAGCGGCGGAGUCUCCGAGUUCCUAGGGGUGCCCGGCGGCAGUGGGCACAUAGGACAGUCUCACAUAGGAAACCUCUUUGGCAAUCCAGCCGCCAUCAAUGGCUAUGAUCUGAACGCGGAGCCCGACCGCAAGACCUCCAGCAUCGCAGCCCUGCGGAUGAAGGCUAAAGAGCACAGCGCGGCCAUCUCGUGGGCGACAUGAUGCCACGGAGAGGAGUGAAAGAAAAAAAUGAAAAAGUAUAAAUCAGAAAAAAAAAAAAAAAAAAAAAAGCAUGGCAUCCCAGCUAUUGUCCUGCAUUGGCGCUUGCACACACGUCUUCCAGCAGAGGGCGACACUCUCUUAUUGCAGGAUUCUACCAAGGAAAAUACGACUGGCACUGAGUGGACGAAUCAAACGAAACUCCCUUGAUGACCCACCCAGUAAAACCAUUUGGCCAGUGGUCAGUCGGAGGCCUCCUUUCAACUGGAAAACGUGUGUGUGUGUGUGUGUGUGUGUGUGUUGUUUUUUUUUUGUUUUAGUCUUUUGCCUAAAGUGGAAAAAACAGAAGGAAAAAGUACACAACUUGCCAAAAGACAUUUUUGUGUGCCGUCUGAAGAGGAUACAAAUGGCCACCCAUUUGAAGAACUGAACAUUAAAAUCUGCAGCACCUCCAAUAUGUGGACAUCCACAUGAGUGACAAAGGUGUCCCACCAGGGGCGUGGCUUAUGCAAAUCAGGCCAUCCUCAAGUGCUUGUGCUCCAAAGCCUCUUAAAGUGCCCCGCCUCCAGUUUAUGGAAAUCCAAAUCAGGUGCAGUGUUGCACUGAGGGGGUGUGGUUUAUGCAAAUUGAUCAUGUCCUCAAAGAAGUCUGUAAAUGCCCCGCCUCCUGAAUUUAAGAAAAUUCAAUUCAGUGACAGUGUUGUGGUAAGGGGGCGUGGUUUAUA
This is a messenger RNA of Erpetoichthys calabaricus (reedfish), 1874 nucleotides long. It is a transcript of the gene alx4a, whose product is annotated as ALX homeobox 4a. Gene Ontology annotation, molecular function: RNA polymerase II transcription regulatory region sequence-specific DNA binding; DNA-binding transcription activator activity, RNA polymerase II-specific. Gene Ontology annotation, biological process: regulation of transcription by RNA polymerase II. Bases 53 to 1153 code for a protein of 366 amino acids. Lineage: Eukaryota; Metazoa; Chordata; Cladistia; Polypteriformes; Polypteridae. The transcript is spliced from 4 exons. The record is from RefSeq and is a predicted model, not a curated record.